This is a messenger RNA of Theileria annulata, 2706 nucleotides long. Its product is annotated as SfiI-subtelomeric fragment related protein family member, putative. The transcript has a single exon. The record is from RefSeq and is a predicted model, not a curated record. Lineage: Eukaryota; Apicomplexa; Aconoidasida; Piroplasmida; Theileriidae. The coding region runs from base 1 to 2706 and encodes 901 amino acids.
AUGAAUAUAAAACAACAUCCAGACAUAGGAACUAAUAUAGAAAAAUCCUCCGAUUCUAGAACUAAUAAUACAGAACAUCCUGAUUCCGGAGUUAGUGAAAAAAAUUUGAUACCAAUAAUAUUGGAUAUAAGUAUUGAAGGUUCUAGUGAUAGAAUAGAUUAUUUGGAGCAUAGAGAUGGUGGAACAUAUUCAUGUAAUAGUAGAUAUGGUAUUAGUACAAUAAUAGACUCAGGUGUUGAUGAAUUUUCAAAACCAGAAAUAAUUUACAAGGCAAAAAAUGAAAAUGAAUAUGCUUACGCAGUACAAGUUGAAAAUAUAACACCUGAAUCUAAAAAUAUAAUUUUACGCUUAAACGGUAGUUUUAUUAAAUUAACCAAGAAAAAUGAUAGGAUAAGUAAUAGAAUAACUGAGGAAAAUAUAGACAGUACUGAGGAAAAUAUAGAUAGUACUGAGGAAAAUAAUAAUAGUAUGAUGGAUGAGAAAAAGAAUUGGAUAAGAAGUGAUAGAAUAACAUUAGAUAUUAAAGAAAAUGAUCAUAAUAAUAAUUAUCAAAUAAUUGGUAAGAAUUCAACAAUUUUUAAUAGUGUGUUUAAAGAUGUGGAUAUACCUGAUCAUGACUGUUAUACAAAUUAUGUAGCGAUAAAUGGUAACUUAUUUAAUAGAAUUAUUGAGGGAAAUGAUUUAGUAAUUUGGGAAUCUAAUGAUCCAUUGGAAUGUAUUAAAGAAGUUUCAUUAUAUAUAAAAAAUAAUAUAAAAUAUUUAGCAUUUUUAUCUAACAAUUUUAAUUAUUUUCUUUAUAAAUGGGAUAAUAAUUUAUGGAAUAAUCUGACCAAUGAUUUUAAUAGUAAACUCGUGACAGUAGAUCCAGUUGUAGGUUUAGGAGGAGGAACUAGUGAUUUAGAAGUAGAUAAGAUUAGUUUGAGUGAAGAAAAAGGUAAUUUGGAAGAAGAUAAGAUUAGUUUAGAAGUAGAUAAGAUUAGUUUGGGUUUACAAAAAAUUGAUUUGGAAGAUGAAAAAAUUGAUUUGGAAGAUGAAAAAAUUGAUUUGGGAGAUGAAAAAGAUAAUUUGGAGGAUAAAUUGAUAAAUUUAAGAGAAUUAAAAUUUUAUUUUAAUAAUGAUGAAUUGAAAAGAAUAGAAGAAUUGCCUGGUAGUUAUUCUAUAAGUUUAUAUUGUUUAAGAUAUUGUGUAGAAUUUUAUUUUCCUAAAUUUAAUCUUAAUCCAAAUGAAAUUUUAGCUGAUGUUUUUAUUUAUAAUUUAUUAGAUAAUAAUAUGUAUUUAAGAUUAAGAAAUCGUAAUAUAAUUCCUAUUAAUACAUAUAAUAUUAAAUUAUGUAUUGAUUCUCCCGUUACGGUGCUUGGUCAAACAGAAAGUACUCCUCCUAAGGGAGCUGUUACUGUGGAUACUAGUACCCUUCGACCAAGCACCGUAACUAAGGGAAAGAGAGCUAAUUCUAUGCCUAUGGAGUGUACUGGUGGGAAAAUUUUGAAUGAAAUUGCUGUUGUAACUAAAACUAAGGAGUCAGGUACUUUUGUGGAUACUGUGGAUACUACUGGAAAGGGAGCUAAUUCUAUGGGUACAGAGUGUACUAGUACUACUAGUAGUAUUACAGAGGAAAAUAGUGAUAUUGAGGAUCUUGAUACAGUUGUAUUAGACACCGUAACGGAAACAAAUACUGAUAUAGAAUUAGAAUAUAUAAUAAAUUCAUUAAAAAUUGCUAAAAAUUUAGAAAAUGAAGAUGAUCCAACAAAUUAUGUAACUACACCGGAAGAUCCACUGAAUUAUGUAACUACACAAGAAAAUACAUUUAAUUCUUUAGAAGAUUCAUUAAAUUCAUUAGAAAAUUCCUUAAAUACCUUUGAAAAUUCAUUAAACUCAUUAGCAAAUUAUGUUAAUACACCAAAAAAUACAAUAAAUCAUGUAAAUCCCUUAGGAAAUCCACUUAAUUCCGUUAAUUCCGUUAAUUCCUUAGGAAAUCCCCUAAAUCCCUCAAAUCCGCUUCAAAAUCCCUUAGAUCCACUAAAUACUAUAAAUGAAUUAGAAGAUCCUAUUAAUAUUUCAAUAGAUAUAAAUAAUAUAAAUUCAACAAGAGAAUAUAAAAUAUAUAUAAAGAAUGAAUUGAAAGAAAUUAAACCAUAUAGAAAUUAUUCGUUUGAUAAGGUAAUGGAAUCAGAUGGAAGAGUUCAGGAGAUAAUUUGGUCAUGUGAAGAUCCAGAGGAGACUGUGAAACACCUAACAUAUUUCAAUGGAGUUAUUGAAAAAUAUCUCCUAAUGUUCAUAAAUAAGAAGAAAUAUCUAUUGUUUAGGUAUGUGAUUUGGGAAAAUAAGUGGACUGAUGUUACGAAUACAAGUGUGAAUUUAUCUGAAUUAAAGUUUUUUACAAAAGGAGAGUUUGUUACAGGAGAGUUAGUUACAGAAGGAGAGUUAGUUACAAGAGAGUUAGAUUAUAGAAUUUUUACCUUUGGUUAUAACUUUGAAAUUGCCUUCAAAACUCCCUGUCACAAGGUGACAUAUUACAAUGCAGUAUUAUGGUCAAAUGAAGAAACUGAUUGUAAAAAAAUACAUAAAAUUGUUAUUAAACCAAUUGUUAAUAGAUUACACAUUUUCUUUAUGAAUAAUAAAAUCAGACGUUUCAAUGUUACUAAUAAUUAUAUCAACUUCAUUUCUGAAGAUGAUUGUAUUUUCUAUAAAAAUAAUCUUUUCAAAUGA